Molecule: messenger RNA, 879 nt
Organism: Lolium rigidum
Lineage: Eukaryota; Viridiplantae; Streptophyta; Magnoliopsida; Poales; Poaceae
Product: transcription repressor MYB5-like
Exons: 2
Coding region: 1-879 (292 amino acids)
Source: RefSeq, a predicted model, not a curated record
AUGGCACGACGGAAGCCGCCGUCGCAGAGCGGAGCCGGGAGCGCCGAGGGCCAGACGGCGCCGCUGAAGCGGGGGCCGUGGACGGCGGAGGAGGACGAGCUGCUGUCGCGGUUCGUGGAGCGGGAGGGGGAAGGGCGGUGGCGCACGCUGCCGCGGCGCGCGGGGCUCCUGCGGUGCGGCAAGAGCUGCCGCCUCCGGUGGAUGAACUACCUCAGGCCGGACAUCAAGCGCGGCCCCAUCGCCGACGACGAGGAGGACCUCAUCCUCCGCCUCCACCGCGUCCUCGGCAACCGGUGGUCGCUGAUCGCCGGGAGGCUGCCGGGGCGCACGGACAACGAGAUCAAGAACUACUGGAACUCGCACCUUAGCAAGAAGCUCAUCGCCCAGGGCCUCGACCCGCGGACGCACAUGCCGCUGCCGCCUGCUGCUGCUUCUGGCAAGACGGCAGCGGCUGGUCGCUCCCACGCAAUCGCGGCAGCUCCAGCUCCUGCUGCUGCCGACAAGACGGUGGCGGCGCUCGAACCGCCGCAGACACCGCCUCCGUCAGCAACGAAACCAACCUCGACGGCCGAUGGAACCGGAUGCGACCGCCGUGACAGCCCAGCCGACGGAGGCGACGACGACUUCGCAUUCGCAGCAACGAUGAGCCUCAACGCCCAGGGCUUCGACGGAUUCGAUGACCAGUUCAUUGCGGAGUACGGUGGUGCAGUUCGUGGAGGCGGCUUCGACGGCGUCAUGGCGUGUCCGAUGGUGGACGACGACACGUUCACCUCGUUCCUCGAUUCUUUGAUCAGCGACAAGCAGUUCAACGGCUACCUCGCCGAGGGCGACGCCGCUGAUCACAAGGAUGCGAAGAACGAUCAGGGUGGCGCGCACUAG